UGUUUCGGAGAGUGCUUUCUGUUGACUGUGCCAGGUAGGCGCAGCCUGCGUCGGGUCCUGCACGCCAGUCGUGGCGGGCUCGGAGGUCCAGCCAUGCUGUUUUGGCACACGCAGCCGGAACACUACAACCAGCACAACUCCAGCAGCUACCUGCGUGAUGUGCUCGCUCUGCCCAUCUUCAAGCAGGAGGAACCCCAGCUGUCCCCUGAGAACGAAGCCCGCCUGCCACCCCUGCAGUAUGUGCUGUGUGCUGCCACAUCCCCAGCCGUGAAGCUGCAUGAAGAGACACUGACCUACCUCAACCAAGGUCAGUCUUAUGAAAUUCGGCUGUUGGAGAAUCGGAAGCUGGGAGACUUUCAAGAUCUAAACACAAAGUACGUCAAGAGCAUCAUCCGCGUGGUUUUCCACGACCGUCGGCUGCAGUAUACAGAGCACCAGCAGCUGGAGGGCUGGCGGUGGAGCCGGCCUGGAGACCGGAUCCUGGACAUUGAUAUUCCACUGUCUGUUGGUAUCUUGGACCCCAGGGCCAGCCCAACCCAGCUGAACGCAGUCGAGUUUUUAUGGGACCCUUCGAAGAGAGCCUCUGCGUUCAUUCAGGUGCACUGUAUCAGCACAGAGUUCACGCCAAGGAAGCACGGGGGCGAGAAGGGAGUGCCUUUUCGAGUGCAGAUUGAUACAUUUAAGCAGAACGAGAAUGGGGAGUACACCGAGCACCUGCACUCUGCCAGCUGCCAGAUCAAGGUGUUCAAGCCAAAGGGAGCAGACCGGAAACAAAAGACCGACCGGGAGAAGAUGGAGAAGAGAACUGCCCAAGAGAAGGAGAAGUACCAGCCGUCCUAUGAAACCACCAUUCUCACUGAGUGUUCUCCGUGGCCCGACAUGGCUUACCAGGUAAACAGCGCCCCAUCCCCAAGCUACAACGGCUCUCCAAAUAGCUUCGGCCUUGGCGAAGGGAACAGCUCACCAACCCACUCCCACCCAGUGGAGGCCCUGCCCAUGGGCAGUGAUCACCUGCUCCCGUCAGCCUCCAUCCAGGACACCCAGCAGUGGCUCCACCGCAACAGGUUCUCACAGUUCUGCCGGCUGUUCGCCAGCUUCUCAGGUGCUGACUUGCUGAAGAUGUCUCGAGAUGAUUUGGUCCAGAUCUGCGGCCCUGCAGAUGGAAUCCGGCUUUUCAAUGCCAUCAAAGGCAGGAACGUGAGGCCGAAGAUGACUAUUUAUGUCUGUCAGGAGGUGGAGCAGAACCGAGCGCCCCUGCAGCAGAAGCGGGAUGGUGGCGGGGACAACAGCAGCCUGUGUGUGUACCAUGCCAUCUUCUUGGAAGAACUGACCACCUUGGAGUUGGUUGAGAAGAUCGCCAACCUCUACAGCAUCUCCCCACAGCACAUUCACCGGGUCUACCGGCAGGGGCCCACGGGCAUCCACGUGGUGGUCAGCAACGAGAUGGUGCAGAAUUUCCAAGAUGAAUCCUGUUUUGUCCUCAGUACCUUAAAAGCUGAGAGCAGUGAUGGCUACCACAUCAUCCUGAAAUGUAGCAUCUGAGCCGAAGUACAGCCAGCAGCUGCCUCCACCUCCCAGCCCCAUGGACCCCCUUGGAUGUAGAAAUUGCACCACUGUAAGCUGCAGCCUCCCCUGGCAAGCUGCAGCUAGAAGUGACCUUGCCUGGUGUGUGAAAGCCACAGACCAACAACCAGCAGAAACCCACAGAUGUGGAGUCCUGGGCAUGCAGAAAGCCAAUGGCUCCUCUCUCCCUUCCCCUUCAGCUUGAAUGGUUCUUUGGUCUUGUUCCCAGACCUGCCACUCUAGAGACACAAACAGUGGGGUAUCUGCUCUGAAACCCUUUGCGCUCUGAGCUGGAGGCUAGUCCACUGGCUGUCUUGGUGCCUCCUGACCUCUCUUCUGCUGCCAGACGAAGUUCUGCCUCACCCCAACCUUCACCUUCUCUGGUGACUGGCCCCAUGGCUGAGACUGUUGACUAGAUGGGGGUGAUUCGCCACCAUCGUCUGUCUUUGUUUGUGUUGGCUUCCAUCUUUGGUGGCCCUGGUGAGCAUCUGUCUGUCCUGCUCUUGGAUGGAUUGAUGGGAGUGGGGUUUAUUCUGUACCUUCUCCUUUCACCUUUACCUUGUUUCUAAGGAUCUGCUACUAUAAAGCCCAGAGCUGGGCUCAUCUCUCUGCAUUGGUGGGAUACCACAAUAUGCAUGUAGGACCCGCCGCACAGACCUGAAGGCUGCUUUUAGGCAUAUUCUCAUGAGUGUACAAAGGAUGAGAACAAAAUGAUUCCUUGUGAGCUCCUUUGGUGUAGUUUUAUUUCCUAGCCAUCAUGGGUAAGGACGAGGAAAUGGUCAUCCCAGUGUAUGAUGAGGUGACCUUGACUGUCACAAUGCCUGGCCCUCUUGGGUGGGCUCACCAAACCCCAUUAAAGAAGACCUUAGCUACCUAUGGCCAAGCCUGCCAAGUUUCCUAGGGGCAUUGCAUUUUCUGUGAGGGCCCUAUUUAAACGUUGAUCUUUCUUCACUUGUAGGGGAUGUGGGUAAAGCAUUUUGCCUAUACCAGUGUGAUUGGAUCACCUUUCGUAGUGGCCUAUGAGGAAAUUUGAGUAUCAGUAACUGGUAGGCUGGCAGCUGUUUCCUGGGACCCAGCAAUCCAUGCUGGCUCAGGACUUCAAUUCUUUGCUAAUUUAGGUUUAUAUUCCAAAGCGUGGUGAAUUUAUGACCGCUGAGCAGGAUUGUACAGCUUCUAGAGUAGAGCUUUUGGGGAGUACUAUGCUAGGGUCGGGGAUGAUCAGAACUGGGUAGACCUUGUUUUACAGAUAUAGAAACUGAAGCCCAGAGGGGCACAGCCACCAGCCUGAUAACACAUGGUGAUAGGGUAUGGACAUAAAUUUAUUAUACAAACCAGGCCACUUUUGAGAGUGAAUGGGAUCUAUAAUAAUUAGGCUGGGACAGUGGGUGUGGUAUUUCUACCGAGUUCCUGAUUCCUGAUCCCUUUGCCCUUUUUGAAAGGGAAGGAGGAGCUGGUAAUGGCUUUAUUGAGAUGUAAUUCACUUACCACACAGUUUACCCAUUUAUCCAUUUAUGGUGUACAAUUCAGUGAUUUUUAGCAAAUUCACAGAAUGACCAUAAUCAAUUUCAGAGCAUUUUCAGCAGCCCCCAAAGGAACCCUGCACCCUUUAACAGUUGCUCUCCCACUUCCCUCCAUCUGCCCUAGUCCUAGGCAACCAUGGAUCUACUUUUUAUAUGGCUCUACCUAUUUUGGACAGUUCAUAUGUAUAGAAUCAUACAACAUAUGGUCUUUUGUGACCAGCUUCCUUGACCUAACACAGUUUCCUGUGGCUGUCCCUGUUGAAUGUGUGCCAGCAUACCAGUCCUUCUUAUUUUGUGGAUAGGCCAUGUCUUGUUUGUCCGUCUGUCACUUGAUGGGCAUUGAGCUGUUUCUACUUUUUGGCUAUUAUGAAUAAUGCUGCUACAAGCAUAUUUGUACAACUUUUUAUGUACACAUAUGUUUUCAUUUCUCUUGUAAAUGUACACAGGAGUGGAAUUGCUGGGUCAUAUAGUCACCCUAUUUAACUGGAGUAACUGCCAGGCUGUUUCCCAAAGCAGCUGCACCAUUUUCCACUCCCAUUUCACCGGUGUACAAGAGUUCCAGUUUCUCCACACCCUCAUCAACAUGGGCUGUUAGCUGUCUGUUUGAUUACAGCAU
This is a messenger RNA of Phyllostomus discolor (pale spear-nosed bat), 3699 nucleotides long. It is a transcript of the gene TFCP2L1, whose product is annotated as transcription factor CP2 like 1. The coding region runs from base 94 to 1542 and encodes 482 amino acids. The transcript has 15 exons. Gene Ontology annotation, molecular function: DNA-binding transcription activator activity, RNA polymerase II-specific; RNA polymerase II cis-regulatory region sequence-specific DNA binding. Gene Ontology annotation, biological process: regulation of transcription by RNA polymerase II. NCBI's taxonomy places the organism in Eukaryota, Metazoa, Chordata, Mammalia, Chiroptera, Phyllostomidae. The record is from RefSeq and is a predicted model, not a curated record. Gene Ontology annotation, cellular component: nucleus.